GCAAAACCGCUCGGCACAUUUCGGGGGAAGAGAAUCUAUUGCAUUCUACCGUAAUUGUUAACACCAGCUGGCAAGGAAACAGCGCUGCAGAAUCGCUCAGAAUCUGCCGUCUGUCCGGUUUAAGUCGCGUAGACGGAAUUACUGGGAUCGAUGUUGACAGUGUAUUCGAAAGCACUUCAAUGUGAAUUGAUGCGACACUGAUUCCUUUAAUACGGCAGACACCGUACGUACGCACGCAGCUUAAAGAGGCCCGUUUUAAUAUUAUACAGCCAGCAACUUUGAUUGUAAGUAAGCUCGUUCUUACAAAGCUUACCUUUGCUUAAAUUGCUGUGUUGAAGUCUUACGGACCGCUAUCUUAUUUUUCCAAAUCAUUGAAUAACUUGUAAUUUCACCCUUUUGCUUGGCAGGUAGUCAUGAAUUCUUCAAACGUUAGUGGAGCCAAAUGUUUGUUCGAGAACGCCAGUUAUACGUCAACAGUUUUGGUUAUUACUGGCUUCGCCGUGGUUCUGUUUUUUUCUCUAAUUGGUAAUUCUUUAUUGGUAAGAGUGGUGCUAUUCGACAAAGAAUCAAGAAAGAAAUUUCCUUUCAAUUAUCUCAUACUCAACAUGGCGAUAGCGGACAUUCUCAAUGCCUCGUCAGCGGCGCUUGUGUUUAUCUCUUUCCUCACGGUCGGUCGACAUUGGUUGUCUGGUACCUUUGGGUUGAUAACUUGCAAGCUAUCAUACUUUUCAGUGCCUUUCUCGGUAGCAGCGUCUAUAUUGACCGUUGUCACGAUGGGAUUAGAUCGCUUCAUGGCAGCGCACGCGACCAUAAGGCCGCUCACACUAAAAGGAAUUAGAUGCGCUAUUGUGGUGAUUUGGCUUUUGGCCGGACUAUCGGCCUCACCGUAUUUGUACAAAAUGACAACAGAGGAAAAGUCAGACGGAAAAUGCUAUUGCAAUGGAGAAUGGCACGAAGACGAUAAAAAGCACUUUCAGUACAUGAAAAUUGAGGAAACAAUAAAGUUUGUAGUCCUCUAUGUGCUUCCACUUACAGCCAUGGUGUUUUUCUAUGCCAUCAUCGCAUGCAAAAUCCGCGAACGGAGCAAUCUUCCCGUAGGAAACGACAGAAGAUACAAAAUCAUGCAGAUGAAUCAACGCGUCGUACGCAUGAUCACGGCUAUAGUUGUAAUAUUCGCUGUGUGUUGGUUGCCCGUACAUGUCAAUCAUUUGCUGCGAUCAUUUGCGUUUUCUACAUAUUGCAAAUUACCCGCCAUCCUUAUUCUUUCGUUUUUUUGGCUGGGUCAUGCAAACUGUGCAAUAAACCCGUGGAUUUGGUUUAUGUUCAGUGGUCAUUUCCGUGGGUUACUCAAACAAGUAACAAAAGCCAGUUCUGGGAAGAUACAAAGUGAUCACGUGCCUCUUAGCCCAAAACAGACAUCAUGA
Molecule: messenger RNA, 1424 nt
Organism: Porites lobata
Lineage: Eukaryota; Metazoa; Cnidaria; Anthozoa; Scleractinia; Poritidae
Source: the annotation of a GenBank genome assembly